UGUUUACAUUAUGCAUAGUUCAUAUGCUAUACUGAUGAGGCACUGUUCGGAAUCAGAAGUAUUUUAUUGAGUCCCCGACGACGUUAUAAUGCUCGUAGAAGAUCAUAUCAAUAACAAUAAGUAUUUUGUGUGUAGAAAAUGUGUCUUCUCUGUUAUAUUUAAAUAAUACAUUAAGCUAGUGACAUGAACCUUUGUGGCCAGUCCGGCGACCCCUGAAGCUGAAAGAGGAUACGUUGUUGAGCAUUGUGUUGCCUGUAUUUCAUGCUGAGCUGUGUGAGAAAGGAUCUCUGUUACAUUACCUGUCCUCAUGUUUACUUAUUUAUCUGCUAACACUACCCACUUUCUCUGACGUAUUUUUAGUGCUGGGAUAUCGAUAUCAACAUCAGUUGUGUUGUUUUAUUCUAAUAAAUUGCAGCUUCUAGUUCAAACGGUUGAGUUGGCCUAGAUCUUGUUGCAGGGCUGUGGUUGUAGUUUGCACUAUGUUCCACCUCUGGAUAUAUCUGCCUCCGCACUCUCUUCUAACUUUGAACAACUGCCAUUUGCAUAAGCAAAUGAAAUAUCAGUAAAUAGUGAUCAGAAGCAUUAAUAUUUACUCUAAUCUAACAAUCUUUACCACAGCAAUUCUGAGUGCAAUUUUAAGCAUGGAUUUUCUUUUUCCGGGUUUUGGAGUACCAGUGAAAUAUAGAUGACAGCUCAGGAGACACGUCUGUGUGGGCUCCUGCUGCAGGAGCACUUUGGAGACGUUGUAGAAAAAGUUGGAACACACCUGCUCAAAAAUGGAACACAGAAUCUAAGAACAAUUCUUCAUGAGACCGGCACCUCACUGAAUCUGGUGAAGAAGUCUCUGUGUGUGCUCAUGCAGCACGGCGCCUGUGUGUUCAGUCCAGGUCGUAAAGGACCUGGGAGUCCCACAGAGUACCAGACUAGUGCCGAUCGCAUUCUGAGAAUUUUACGUUACCCACGUUACAUCUACACCGCAAAAACUCUGUACGGCGAUACUGGAGAACUCAUCGUAGAGGAGUUACUUCAGAGAGGUCACAUGACCAUGAGCAGCACAGUUAAGACGGUGGCCGACCGCCUCACCCAGAACAUGGAAGAGGGCCGCAGCAUUGAUUACAGCGAAGUGUCGUCAGCCUUCUCCAAUCUGGUGGAGACUCACUUUCUCCAGCGCUGCCCCAUAUUACAUGGAACAGGAGCAAAAGACAGCUCGGCUGCACCCGCUGCCCCCGAGAGCGCCACCCUGCCCUCACCGGAGAGCUUCCCCGACUGCUACAGGGUACCACAAAUCCAGCUUUUCGGGCGGGGCAAGCGGCAGCACUCUGGUGAGGAUGGAGAAGAACAAAGGAACGCAAAGAAACCCAAGUUGGACCCAGCUACACACGGUGACGAGGGAAUUUAUUGGCAGGUGAAUUUUGAGAGGUUCCAUCUUCACUUCAGAGAUCAGGCCAUCAUCAGUGCUGUGGCCAACAAACUGGACCAGACCAGCAGUGAGAUUGUCAGGACUAUGCUGAGGAUGAGUGAAGUGACAACUGCCCCCAACGCCUCGUGCACAAAGCCCCUGUCAGCCAAUGAAAUCUUCCGCUCUCUCCCAAGCAGCUACAACAUCUCCAGGCCCAUUUUGGACCAGUACCUCACUCUGCUGGUGGACGACCCGAUGGAGUUUGUUGGAAAGAUGGGUGAAAGUGGAGGAGGGACAUACGUUGUCAAUUUAAACAGAGCACUGGCCAAUCUGGCCCGAGCUACACUGGAGUCUGUGGUGCAGGAGAGGUUCGGUUCCAGGUCGGCACGCAUUUUCCGUCUGCUGCUGAGGAAACGUCACCUGGAGCAGAAACAGGUGGAGGAUUUUGCGAUGAUUCCAGCUAAAGAGGCUAAAGACAUGCUCUACAUACUGCUGUCACAGAACCUGGUACAACUGCAGGAAGUUCCAAAAACUCCCGACUUCGCCCCCUCACGUACAUUUUACCUGUACACCGUCAACCAACUCCCCACUGCCCGGAUGCUGCUGCAGAGCUGCUACAAGACGGUUGCAAAUCUCAUCGAGAGACGUCUGUUUGAGACCAAAGAGAGCAAACGCCUACUGGAGAAAUCCCAGCGAAUCGAAGCCAUCCUGGCGUCUCUGCAGGCCAGCGGGGCGGAGCCCGAGCAGCUGACGGAGGUGGAGGAGAUGAUCACGGCCCCUGAAAGGCAGCAGCUGGAGGCGUUAAGACUUCACAUCAACAAAUUAGAUUCGGCCGAGAACCAAGUGGAUGAAACCAUCUUUCUUCUCGAAGCCUACAUUAACUCCACCGUCAGAGCUGUCAGCCCAGUCAAAGGGAAAUGACAGGAACUCUUGUUUUGAACGAAUGCUUUCGAAUUAUUUUAGUCUUUAUAAGAAUGUUGGAAUCCUUCAGUUUGGAUUAGAAUAAAGCAACUGCACAUUUUUAAGUCCUCUUGUGGUGGGAUGGUAUUAAAACACUCAAAAUAGAUACAGGUUUGGUUUUCUUUGUUUGAUGAGUGUAGACUUAAACAACAACAUUUUUAUUUAUUUAUAUUUGUCUGUGACAUUUUUGACCCUUGUAAUGCAGUCUAGUUGUGGGCUGAUUACACCGCCUGUCUUUAGCAAGACGGUUGUAGCUAACGUUAGCUCUGGCGUCUGUAAUCGGACUGUUGUAGCUAACAUUAGCUCUGGUCAUAACGUCAUAUGUUUUACAUUGUUAUCACUCUAAUCUUCCAUCGUUGUUCACCAAUUCUCUUGUUCGCUGACGUAACUCAAUUUAUCCAGUGCAUCUUCUUCUGGCUGGCAAACAGACUUUAGCUGCAUUACUGCCACCUACUGGGCUAAAGAGUAUUGGGUUAACGUUGUGUCAAAAUUUAAUAAACUCAUCAAAAUGUAUUUCCUUUAUUUUAUUUUGACAUGACGAAAAAUAAACAAACACUUGUUUUUUUCACACUUUUAUUAUUUCAACAAAAUCAAAUCCAUUUCAACAACAACAUACGUUAAAGUGAUGCCUGGGAUGUAAAACCAUGAUGAGUUCUCCAUAUUAAAUAAAAGUAAUUGUGAUUUCGUACACAUACGUGUUUCUUUAAAAAUACUAAAAAAAAA
Cynoglossus semilaevis (tongue sole) is the source of this 3082-nucleotide messenger RNA. RefSeq names its product polymerase (RNA) III (DNA directed) polypeptide C (gene polr3c). Gene Ontology annotation, cellular component: RNA polymerase III complex. Bases 686 to 2320 code for a protein of 544 amino acids. Gene Ontology annotation, molecular function: single-stranded DNA binding. The record is from RefSeq and is a predicted model, not a curated record. The transcript is spliced from 13 exons. Lineage: Eukaryota; Metazoa; Chordata; Actinopteri; Pleuronectiformes; Cynoglossidae. Gene Ontology annotation, biological process: DNA-templated transcription.